AUGUGAAUGGCGCUCAUUAUGUAUGCAGCUUUCUCGCAGCUCCAUUCACAACUAUCGCUCCUCUUGUCCCUCUCCCUCUCUCCCUGCAGGCUGCGUGGAUCUCAUUUAACUCAGCCUAAAUGACCACAAACGGUUAACGGAUGGAUUAUAAAAUGGAUGGAUAUUUGGACCAGCAAGUGCCUUACACUUUAGCAAAUAAGUCACAAGGAAAUGGGCCCCUAAAUAGACUGUUGAUGGCUGCAAAAAGGAAAUACAUGGACACGGAAUUACCCCCUCAGGAAUCUGAAGACCUCUUUCAGGAUUUAAGCCAACUUCAGGAGACAUGGCUCACAGAAGCUCAAGUUCCUGACAGUGAUGAGCAGUUUGUUCCUGAUUUCCACUCCGAAAACUCAGUGGCAUUCCACAGCCCGCCAGUCACCAUCAAGAAGGAACCACAGAGCCCAGGAUCCGACCCCAGCCAGUCCUGUAGCCACAAGCAGACCUUCACCUACCCCAAUGGAGAGCAGUGCCUUUACGCCAGGUACGCAUGUCAUGCCUACGAGCAGAAGAGGGCUGCAGGACCCAAUAAGACCUCCUGCCCCCCAGGGACGCCCAUGUCCCCCAUGCAGCAGCAUUACUCCCCAAAGCAAGUCGGGGGCGCAAAUGGACGGCCUGACAACAUGGCCUACAACAUGAACCACCCUGCCGCCUCCCAGCCUCUGCCCAGCCACAACAACUACCCCAUGAACCCCAGUUCCAGGUAUCAGGCCCCCUCAGCAGACAUGUGCCCCCCGGGGUUCCCCCCUCAAGGGCAGGCCUUCCAGCGCAUGCACCCUGCCCCAGCCGGAGGUGGUGGCGGUGGAGGAGGGGGUGGAGGACCAGGUGGAGGUGGUGUUGGCUACCACCGGCAGCACUUAGACCCGUGUCUGCCCUACCUGCAGCAGAGCUUCAAGCAGGAGUAUCUGGACCCUCUGUACGAGAGGGCUGCCCACAUGGCAGGACAAGGACACGGGCCUGGGCCAGGGCAUGGAUCAGGGCACGGACCUCACCAACACCAACACUCCCACCCCCAUCCUCACAGGUUCCCCCCUGCCCACAUGAUGGUGAAGCAGGAGCCGACUGACUACACCUAUGAGCCUGAUGUGCCUGGAUGUCCUUCCAUGUACCACCACAACGAGGGGUACCCCAACCCCCAGCACAACAAUGAAGGCUAUCUCUUUGAAAACGACUCUUGUGUCGUUCCAGAGAAAUUCGAAGGUGAGGUGAAGCAGGAGGGGGGUAGCGUGUUCCGUGACGGGGCCCCUUACCAGCGCCGGGGAUCCCUGCAGCUCUGGCAGUUCCUGGUGGCCCUGCUGGAUGACCCGGGCAACGCACACUUCAUCGCCUGGACCGGCCGCGGCAUGGAGUUCAAACUCAUCGAGCCUGAGGAGGUGGCCAGGCUCUGGGGCAUGCAGAAGAACCGUCCAGCCAUGAACUACGACAAGCUCAGUCGCUCUCUGCGCUAUUACUACGAGAAGGGAAUUAUGCAGAAGGUGGCAGGGGAGCGCUACGUUUACAAGUUUGUGUGCGAGCCCGAGGCUCUCAUCUCCUUGGCCUUCCCCGACAACCAGCGGCCCAGCCUGAAGGCCGAAUUUGAGCGCUACGUCAACGAGGAGGACACUGUGCCCCUGUCCCACAUGGAUGAGGGGGCCUCCUACCCCCCUGAACAAGCCCCACCAAACAUGGGCGCCCAGCCCUACUCCAAAGGCUACAUGUACUAAUGCCACCACCCCACCCCCCAUCCUCCAGAUCCUCUCUGUCAGGGGUUGGCAACAGGCGGCACGUGGGCCAAAACCGGCUGGCAAGUGAUUUUUUUUGGGCCCCCCAAAGUUUUUAGGGUUUUAGUUUUUGGUCAAAAAAUACCAAAAUCGCCAGGAAUUCAGCCACCAACUUUUUUUUUUUUAAGGAAAUCUGUUCCCAAGUAUUCCUACAAAUAAAAAAGAGGUGAUAAUGUCUCAAUGUAAUCAAGGUAUGAAAUGAUUGUUUUUUUCAAAUACAAUCUCUUUUUGGGCUUAGUUGUGGUCAAUUUGCAGUGUACAAAUUAUUAUUUUCCUGCCCCCCCGACCAUCUGCUCCGACAAAAAUCGGCCCGCGGCCAAAUCUAGUUGCCUACCCCGGCCCCUGCACCUAUUGCACAUGACCACCCCAUCCACUUGUAUAUACAAAGGCUAUGGUGUUUCUUUGUUUUUGUUUAAAUUAAUCUCAUUAGGGAUUUUUGAGUUUUUAAAAGCUGCAUUCCUCACUUCUGAGGCCUAUUUAAUCCAUACACAUGACUGUGGUUAAAGAGAUUGCUUAAUAAAGAUACGCUAUUACUACUA
This is a messenger RNA of Coregonus clupeaformis (lake whitefish), 2335 nucleotides long. Its product is annotated as ETS translocation variant 4. Gene Ontology annotation, biological process: regulation of transcription by RNA polymerase II; cell differentiation. The transcript has 12 exons. The coding region runs from base 141 to 1739 and encodes 532 amino acids. Gene Ontology annotation, molecular function: DNA-binding transcription factor activity, RNA polymerase II-specific; sequence-specific DNA binding. NCBI's taxonomy places the organism in Eukaryota, Metazoa, Chordata, Actinopteri, Salmoniformes, Salmonidae. The record is from RefSeq and is a predicted model, not a curated record. Gene Ontology annotation, cellular component: nucleus.